Molecule: messenger RNA, 501 nt
Organism: Coniosporium apollinis CBS 100218
Lineage: Eukaryota; Fungi; Ascomycota; Dothideomycetes
Exons: 2
Coding region: 1-501 (166 amino acids)
Source: RefSeq, a predicted model, not a curated record
AUGGACGAGAAAUCCUCAUACCCACCGUUCCCAAAGGUCUCCUUUGGCCAAGCUCUCGGCAUCGGCCUCGCCGCUGGAUUCGCAGGAGUGGCCGCCCUGACGGUCUCGAACAAGCUCGAGCAGCUCAUCACCCAUCGCCCGAACUCCUACGUGCCCGGCCACACAACCGGCAACCUUCUCGGCCUCUCUCGCGACCGACAUCCGGACGUGCUGAACCACUUCCACCACUGGGGCACGGGCAUCAUCGCCGGGCCCGUCCGCGCGCUGAUGUCGUACUAUGGCAUCAUCGGCCCCUUUGCCUCCUACGUCUUCACCUUCAUCCGUCUCGGGCUAGAUCAGACGCUCGAGAACACGGCGGGGACGAGCGCGCCGCCGUGGACGUGGCCGAUCAACGAGCAGGUCAUUGAUCUGCUGCAUAAGGGGAUUUAUGCCCUGGUGACGGGGUAUAUUACUGAUAGGCUGGUGAGAGGGGUUACGUACUUCAACAACUCGGACUGGUGA